This is a messenger RNA of Coffea arabica (coffee), 3319 nucleotides long. The record is from RefSeq and is a predicted model, not a curated record. Lineage: Eukaryota; Viridiplantae; Streptophyta; Magnoliopsida; Gentianales; Rubiaceae.
CUUUUUGGUCAUUUGGCUGUUCUUCUACAUUUUUUUGGCUGUUCUACUACUUUUACCAACGGAGGAGGAAUCAUCACUACCAUUUUUUUUGGGGCAAAGAAAUAGUACUGCUACAUGAAUCCUUCAGCACCUCUUCAUCGUUCUCCCUCUCAAACUCCUUUUGUAAAUCAAAUUUUGGCUGCAAUAAUAAAAAACCAACCUUUUGAAACAAGCAUUUCAGCCUCAGCCUCAGUGCAAAACACCCCACAGGCCAAAAUUCCAAUUUGGACAACAGAAACAGUUACUGAAGUUCUAAGAUUCAUCCCAAGAUUCCUGUUUCAAUCCCCGAGAUCAAUUGGCAGUCAAAAGGGCUUUCGCCACCGGGCACCACUGAGACAAAGAAGCCUUAAGAUUGAAUCAUUCAAAGCUCAAAAGGGUAUACUCGUUCUUGGCCCUGCUGCUCAUAGAAACCAAGAAAAAAUCAAUCUUGGAUUGAAAAAAGCUACUGACUUUUACUAUUGGGUUGAAUCCCAUUUUGGGUUUAUUCACAGUGAGUUUACUUGCAAAGAAAUGGCCCUUGUUUUGGUAAAGGGGAAUAGCUUAAAACCCCUUUGGGAAUUUCUUAGAAAGAUGUCAAGAAAAGGGAUUGUUAAUACCUCUAUUAUGACUUGUGUCAUUAAGGUUUUGGGGGAAGAGGGAUUGGUUAAUGAAGCAUUGGCUGCAUUUUAUAGGAUGAAGCAAUUUCAUUGUAAGCCUGAUGUUGUUGCAUUUAAUACCAUAAUUCAUGCUCUUUGUAGGGUUCGGAAUUUUAAGAAAGCUAAGCUUUUGUUGGAACAAAUGGAGUUGCCAGGUUUUAGAUGUCCUCCUGAUACCUUUACUUAUACAAUUUUGAUUAGUUCUUAUUGUAGAUAUGGUAUGGAAACUGGUGUUAAGAAAGCCACCAGGGGGCGUUUGUGGGAGGCGAAUCACUUGUUUCGUAUAAUGAUGUUUAAAGGGUUUGUUCCUGAUGUUGUGACUUAUAAUUGUUUGAUUAAUGGAUGCUGUAAGACUUAUAGGAUAGAGAGGGCAUUGGAGUUGCUUGAUGAUAUGAUUAAGAGAGGCUGUUUGCCUAAUAGGGUUACUUAUAAUUCUUUUAUCAGGUAUUACAGUGCAGUGAAUGAAAUUGAUAGGGCAAUUGAGAUGCUGAAGAAAAUGAAAGAACUGAAUCAUGCAACCCCAACAACUAGUUCGUAUACUCCGAUAAUUCAUGCUUUCUGUGAAGCAGGAAGGGUUGUGGAGGCAUGGGAUUUUCUAGUUGAGUUGGUAGAGCAAGGAUCAAUUCCCAGAGAGUAUACAUAUACGUUAGUUCAAGAUGCUUUAAAGUCUUCAAGUCAGAUCAAUGUUUUAGACAGAAAAUACUGCAAGAAAAUUGAAGAGGGUAUUCAGAACAGAAUCACUCAAGUAAUGAAGAUGAAACCAAUUUUGAAGCGUGAAACCAAUCUGUACCCAUGGAAAUGUCUGGAGAUGAAUGUCAUGUAAAGUGUAAACAAAAGGAUAGAGAUUUUAUUGUCUGAUAUAAGUUUCAAUGGUCACAUACAAUGUACUUUUGGUUGUUAAAAUUUGUUUAACCCAGGGCCAAAUAUUUCAGUAAUCAAAGGCAAGGACCCUUCUGCUUGUUGCUUGUGCAUUGGUUUAGCUCUAACAGUUUUCUGCUUGAUUGUGUUACUUACCACCUUGACAGGAUUUUUAUUUGCUUCUCUCUCCUCUGCCCUCAAGAUAGGUGUGAAUGUGGCAGUGAAGUGUGGCUGUGUCUGUUGUUUCAGAAAAUGUUAGAUCUUGCUAAGUGCAAAACUCUGAUUUGUCAUACACUGGUGUGACUUCUUUUGCAUGUUAUGGGCAGACUGCGUUCAAGUCAUUUGCUGCAAAUUGCAGCUGAGAAGAUAUACCUGUUAACCCAUAAAAUGCAGAUUUUCUAUUACCAAACAAAGGCUUCAAAAUGAUGAUCCUAAAUCUGGGUUAAGUGCCCUUGGAAAUAUAAAUGAUGGUCCAGAUUGAUACUGCCUUGUAGUGGAUUUGGCAAUACGUGGUUCUUAAGUCUAAUUGAAUGGAUUUUUGUGGAUUCUCCUUCCUGAAUUUGCUAAAAUGAUUCAAGAUUUAGGGGUUUUUGAUUGCUGCUGCAGGGGUAAUGAGGGACUUUUCCACAACUCGCAAUUCACUUACUGGAGUUAUUUAAAAACUUGAAAGUCUUGUGCUAGUCCUUACCAAGAAUGCAGUGAAGAGUCAAUACAAUCAGUUUUGGUUCAUUGUGAUGCAAUUUCUAUUCAUGGUGUGAGGAUAACUAAUCAGGGAGCUGAUGUAAGCUGAUGUAGUUUAAAAGUUCCUCAGAGGUUGAUAACUGUAAAGAUUCACAAUGGGAUGAGGGCUUCAUGAAGUUAAACUCCAAUGAAGUUAAAAACUUGAAAGUCUUAUGCUAUUCCUUGCCAAGAAUGCAGUGAAGAGUCAAUACAAUCAGUUUUGGUUCAUUGUGAUGCAGUUUCUAUUCAUGGUGUAAGGAUAAGUAAUCAGGGAGCUGAUGUAAGCUGAUGUUGUAUAAAAGUUCCUCAGAGGUUGAUAACUGUAAAGAUUCACAAGGGAAUGAGGGCUUCAUGAAGUUAAAUUCCAAGCUGUAAAAUAUGAUGGAUGCUGGAGAAUGGAUGAUCGCAGAUAAGUAUGGGACUGACAGAAUGACUGCUGGAAAAUCUUAAAUGAGGGAAGUCUACUUGUCAACCACUCCCGUACGGUCAGAGUGUUGGUUAAAAAUUUUGAGGACUGUACUUGAUCAAGAUUGUGUGAAGAUAGGUACGGUCACAUCAGUACUCUCAUAUGAGUUGCAGUUGGUGCAUGAUUGAUGAUGGAAGUGGGUGUGAACUUGUGGAUCAUGAACUAAGCACUAACCUUUAUUAAAUGGAGUCCAGAGGGAGUGACCUGGUCAAGAGCUUGUGGGAUGGUUAGCUGAAGACUGGAAGAGGGAGGACUAAGAUGGUGCAAGACUGGAAGAGCUUGUGGGAGGGGAUGGAAUCAUAGAUGCAAAGGGCUUGAUUUAUCUGAUACAGCCCUGAUCUCAAGUUGCAUUUCUUGUGAAAUUUUAGGGCAGAAAGAGCAAAGCCUAGUUGAAAUGUUGAAGAAGAAGAAAAGGAAAGCAAAAUUAAGAAUUACAAAGGGUUCUAUUAUAGAAGAUUACGUUUAAUGACAUGAUUUAUGAUGAUUUUUAUAGGGCAACUAAGUGCUGUCUCUCUCUGAGUUGGGGAGGAAAUCUCAAAAUAGAAGAUAAUGGGCUUCAUUCACUUCCAAUGAAUUUGCCUAUAAGAGUAUUCUUUUCUUU